GCGGCCGUGGGAGAGGCCGGUUGUUGACUUGAGGCUUCGGCAGCUUCCAAGCUAGCAAAAGCCCAACAAGUGGAUAAGUUGUCAACAUAGUCUGCGCUCCUUAACGACCACUUUCUCUUUCCCGUUUUUAUUUUUUGUUGCGCGCCAGCGGGGUCACCUUAUGUGGAUAACUGACGUCGCCGCGGGCGGGGACACAGUUUGUGUUUCGUUCGGAGGCUGACGUUAAAAGGCUUAAAGUUAUGUCGACGAGAUAGACCGACGAAGACGGGAUAAAGUUGGGAUGUGGCCGUGCUGGGCUUCAGCCCUCGGGGAACCAAAAUGGCGGGUUAUUUGGACUGAAAUGUGUCGUCUGCCGGAGGAAUUAUUAAUAUAACUCCCCCCCCCCCAAGUAAGCCGUGUCAAAGUCCGACCUGGCCUAGGGAGCUAACGGCUAGCUAGCAGGCUAGCUAAGCGCCGCACCGCUGGCUGCUGCUCGCCCCCCAAAGCGGCACGUUGCAGAUGGCCUCCCAGCAAGCCAUGGAUGCGACCACGGACACGUGCGCCGCGGCUGUGUACCACCACAACGGGGACGCCCAUCGGGAGUGUCCAGACACGGCCGGCUCGACCGCCGCCGCCUCCGCGACCGUUCUGAGGCUUCAUUUAUAUCACAGCAGCCAGGGAGCGUCCGACUGCAAAUUCCUGGGAUACCCAGCCGGGGUUUAUGUGGCCGAGGAGCUGUGCAUCGCCGGCGCAAAAGCGUCCAGUGUAUCGCCUCUCUACUGCAGCCUUUUUGGCCUCUUCAGAGAGCGAGACUGCUUGUGGUUCUCACCCAACCACAUUUUCCACCUUGACGAGUCCGCCUCAGAAGAUGUGUUUUUUAGAAUAAGGUACUACUACCCUGGCUGGUACAGCGGUGGGGCGUCCCAGGCGUAUCGAUACGGGGUCACGAAAGGAUCCGAAAGUCCUGUCCUCGAUGACAAUGUGAUGUCAUACCUGUUCUUUCAGUGGAGGAGUGAUUUUAUAAGCGGCUUGGUCCAGAUCUCCAACUCCCACGAGACCCAGGAAGAGUGCCUGGGUCUGGCUGUGUUGGACAUAACUCGGACCGCCAAGGAGAGGCAGAUUCUGCCGCUGGACAUUUACCGCUCUAUAAGCUACAAGUCCUUCUUGCCCAAGGACAUGCGAGCGCAGAUCGAGGACUGCAACUUCCUGACGCGCAAACGCAUCCGCUUUCGCUUCAAGCGCUUCAUCCAGCAGUUUGGUCAGUGCCGCACCACGGUGCGUGACCUCAAGCUCAAAUACCUCAUCUGCAUGGAGUCCCUGGAGAAGGCCUUCUACACGGAGACCUUCAAGGUCCGGGAGGCAUCCAGCGGGCAGCUCAUCAUCCUGGUGGCGGCGGACACCGGCAUCCAGUGGUGCCGGGAGAAGCUGAAAGAUUCCGACCAGGAGCUGCAGACGCUGUGUGACUUUCCUGAAGUUGUGGACAUUGGCAUCAAACAGGCCAACAAGGAAGCCACGUCUGAGAGCCGCCUGGUCACCAUCAAUAAGCAAGAUGGCAAGAUCCUGGAGUUGGAGUUCUCCAGUCUGUCUGAAGCGCUCUCCUUUGUGUCCCUAAUCGACGGCCACUAUCGACUCACCACAGAUGCGCACCACUACCUUUGUAAAGAAGUGGCGCCUCCUCGGCUGGUGGAGGCCAUCGCCUCUCAUUGCCACGGCCCAGUCUCGAUGGAGUUUGCCAUCAGCCGACUUCAGAAAUCUGCAAACAAGCGUGGCUUGUACAUUUUAAGGUGUAGUCCAAAGGACUACGACAAGUACUUUCUGACGUUCCCUGUUGAGGUGUACGACGCUGUAGAAUACAAGCACUGCCAGAUAACCAGGUCUGCCAGCGGGGAGUACAACCUGAGUGGAACCAAAAGGAACUUCAGCAGCCUGAAGGAUCUGCUCAGCUGCUACCAGAAGGAAACCGUGCGCUCUGACAGCUUUAUUUUCCAAUUCAGCAAGUGCUGUCCGCCGAAAUCCAAAGAGAAGUCCUGUCUGCUGGUGUGCAGAAGAAACAAGGCUUGCGAAUUGCCCCCCUCGCCCUCGCUGCAUCGAUACAACAUCAGCCAGAUGGUCUUUCACAAGAUCAGGAGAGAAGAUCUGGAGUUUAUGGAGAGUCUCGGCCGUGGGACGUUCACUAAGAUCUUCAAAGGGGUCCGCAAGGAGCUCGGAGACUACGGCCUCGUGCACCAAACCGAAGUCGUCAUGAAAGUCCUGGACCAGGCCCACAGGAAUUACUCAGAGUCUUUCUUUGAAGCGGCGAGCGUGAUGAGCAAGUUGUCCCACAAGCACUUGGUUCUCAACUACGGCGUGUGCGUCUGUGGCGAGGAAAACAUCAUGGUGCAGGAGUUUGUGAAGUUUGGCUCCUUGGACAUGUAUUUGAAGAAGAACAAGAACUCGUUGAACAUCCUCUGGAAGCUGGAGGUGGCCAAGCAGCUGGCCUGCGCCAUGAACUUUCUGGAGGAGAAGCGCCUGGUCCACGGAAACGUCUGUGCUAAAAACGUGCUCCUGAUCCGAGAGGAAGACCGCCGGGCCGGGAACCCGCCUUUCAUCAAGCUGAGCGACCCCGGCAUCAGCAUCACUGUCCUGCCCAAAGACAUUUUGAUCGAGAGGAUCCCGUGGGUGCCUCCCGAGUGCAUCGACGACCCGGCCAACCUGAGCCUGGCAUCAGACAAGUGGAGCUUUGGCAUCACGCUGUGGGAGCUCUGCAGUGGCGGCGAGAGACCGCUCGCGGCGCUGGACGACUCCAAAAAAAGCCUCUUCUACGAGGACCAGCACCAGCUUCCUGCGCCCAAGUGGACAGAGCUGGCCAAUCUGAUCACCAGCUGCACCGACUACGAGCCCACCUUCAGGCCGACGUUCCGCGCCGUCAUCCGUGACCUGAACGGCCUCUUCACGCCAGACUACGAGCUGAUCAUGGACAGCGACAUCCUCCCCAACAGGACGGCAGGAUCCGGUUGGACGACGGGAGGCUUCGAGAGUCACGAGCCGGCCCAGUUUGAAGAGAGACACCUCAUAUUUUUACAGCAGCUCGGGAAGGGCAACUUCGGCAGCGUGGAGAUGUGCCGCUACGACCCGCUGCAGGACAACACGGGCGACGUGGUGGCCGUGAAGAAGCUGCAGCACAGCACCGCCGAGCACAUCCGCGACUUCGAGCGGGAAAUCGAGAUCCUGAAGUCCCUGCAGCACGAGAACAUCGUCAAGUACAAAGGCGUCUGCUACAGCGCAGGCCGACGUAAUUUGCGUCUCAUCAUGGAGUACCUCCCCUUCGGAAGCCUGCGAGAUUACCUGAUGAAGAACAAGGAGAGGAUCGACCACAAGAAGCUGAUGCAUUACGCCUCUCAAAUCUGCAAGGGAAUGGGGUACUUGUCCAGUAAGCGCUACAUUCACCGUGACCUGGCAACCAGGAACAUCCUGGUGGAAAGCGAGCUGAGGGUGAAGAUCGGCGAUUUUGGCCUGACCAAGAUCCUCCCCCAGGACAAGGAGUACUACAUGGUCAAAGAGCCAGGAGAGAGCCCCAUAUUUUGGUACGCUCCUGAGUCGCUGACGGAGAGCAGGUUCUCGGUGGCGUCGGACGUGUGGAGCUUCGGCGUGGUUCUUUAUGAGCUCUUCACACACAGCGACAAGAACUGCAGCCCUCCUGCGAUAUUCAUGUCCAUGAUGGGCAACGACAAGCAAGGGCAGCUGAUCGUCUACCACCUCAUCGAGCUGCUCAGGUCUGGCAGCAGGCUGUCGCAGCCCAUCAGUUGCCCCUCUGAGAUGUACGAGAUCAUGGAGGAGUGCUGGGACAACGACUCUGGCCUGCGUCCGUCUUUCAACGAGCUGACCCUGCGCAUCGACCUGCUCAGGGACUCCAUUUGAACACACGGGCGAACAAUCACCCCAAGUGCCGCGCUUCCCCGUCCGUCCCCCCUCCCACUUGAGACACAGUCCGCCUGCUGGAAUGGUCGCGUUUGUUGAAGAUUUUAAAACGGUAGUAUGAACUGUGAGUAGUUUAUUGUCACGCCUGAAAAUUGGAUGCUUAGUAAAUGUGUGUGUGCGUGUGUGCGAGUGCGUGUGCGUGUGUGUAUGUGUGUGUGUGUGCGUGUGUGUGUGUGCUAGCGGGGCUAGCCGUCGCCAUCACACGUCUCCCCUCUCUUAAAAGUAUUUUCUUUGCGUGUGUGUGUUUGUACAUAGCUACAGUAUAUAUUUGUGUACAUACACUAUGUUCAGAUUUGUUUCUUUUUCUAAUUCUAAUAUACUGGAGCUGGAGAUUAAAGCCCGUGUAUAUUUGUA
Nerophis lumbriciformis (worm pipefish) is the source of this 4290-nucleotide messenger RNA. RefSeq names its product Janus kinase 2b (gene jak2b). Lineage: Eukaryota; Metazoa; Chordata; Actinopteri; Syngnathiformes; Syngnathidae. Gene Ontology annotation, biological process: cell differentiation; cytokine-mediated signaling pathway; cell surface receptor signaling pathway via JAK-STAT. Gene Ontology annotation, cellular component: cytoskeleton; membrane; cytosol. The record is from RefSeq and is a predicted model, not a curated record. Gene Ontology annotation, molecular function: ATP binding; histone binding; non-membrane spanning protein tyrosine kinase activity.